Molecule: messenger RNA, 2218 nt
Organism: Electrophorus electricus (electric eel)
Lineage: Eukaryota; Metazoa; Chordata; Actinopteri; Gymnotiformes; Gymnotidae
Gene: gpr137c
Product: G protein-coupled receptor 137c
Biological process (GO): positive regulation of TORC1 signaling
Cellular component (GO): lysosomal membrane
Source: RefSeq, a predicted model, not a curated record
GCACUGAAGGAGCUGCUUGCAGAGAUUGGGGGGUUCUCUGGAUGGCUUUUUUUUGUUGUUUGUCUCUUUUUCAUAUUCUAACUGAGGGCCAUCCAAGCUUUUUCUCACCCAAUACCCACACUGGUUUGCCGUUAUUUAGGGUAGUUUGUAGUUUAAUCAAAAGCUGUUUGCUCUCAAGUUUGGACGUUUAGAACCCAUUUGUAGAUUUCGUACACAUGUUCCUAGCUCUAUGAAAAGUUUUGGGCCUUUUAUUAUUUAGGAAGAAAACGUUAAAACGUCUUAAAUAGGCAGCGUUGUAAUCGCAAUCUUUUCGAUAUGUUGUUAAUUGAAAAUCAGGGUCAGUCCUAGUACUCUCGCGUCUUUAAUGGACUCGUCUGACGAACCGACCCGAUCCGCGAUUACCCCUUCGGUGGAGCUCGGACUUACCGUUGUGCAUACGGUUCUUUAUUCGCUACUCUUUUUGUUUGUUUACUCCCAACUUUGGCUGAUUUUGCACCAUGGACACAAGCGCUUCAGCUACCAGAGUGUUUUUCUUUUCCUCUGUUUGCUGUGGUCUGCUGUGAGGACAACAUUAUUCUCUUUUUACUUCGAGAACGUUGCACAGGCAAACCAGCUGCAGCCGCUACCUUUCUGGUUUUUAUACUGUUUUCCAGUAUGCCUGCAGUUUUUCACGCUGUGUCUGCUUAAUCUUUAUUUUGCACAGAUGAUGUGUAAAGCCAAAGCUAAAUAUUCUCCAGAGCUCAGCAAAUACAAGACGCCCCUUCGGCUGGCCUUCCUGUUCACCGCCGUCUCCUUCCUAGUGGUGAACGUCACAUGCUCCCUGGUGCUGCAGGCGGAAAAGAGCGGUGACAGUGUUAAGGCCAAACACAUUGUGCUGGCACGGGUGCUGGUUAAUGAUAGCCUCUUCGUGCUCUGCGCCAUCUCGCUGGCCACCUGCAUCUGCAGGCUAGCCAAGAUGUCCUCGGCUAACGUCUACCUGGAGUCGAAGGGAACAACAGUGUUCCAAGCCACAGCCACUGGUGCAGCAGUCAUCCUGCUGUAUACGUCCAGAGCCUGUUACAACCUGGUGGUAGCGGCUGUUUCCCCAAGUGAUCAAACCACACCUUUCAGCUAUGGCUGGUACAGCUUCUCGGACCAGGCCAAUGUGGAGCAGAUUAGCGGAGAGGCCUAUGUGAUCUUCGGGAUCAUCUUGUUUUUCUGGGAGUUCGUCCCCACAGCCCUCCUCGUGGUUUUCUUCAGAGUGCAGCGGCCCAAUCAGAACCUGGCACCGGGUGGUAUGAUCACUAGUCACAGUUUCAACUCCAGGGCGUAUUUCUUUGACAACCCUAGGCGCUACGACAGUGAUGAUGACCUGUCCAGAAGCAUCAGCUCCAGAGGAGAGAGGGGCAGUAUUAACUCCUCGACACCACAGGCAGGCCCCAGCUGGUACGGCUCCGUGCAGCGGAUUGGCACUCUUACUGGAGCGCCUCACCUGUUCGCUGGCCCCCAGACAUCCACCGCCCCACUUCUCCUCACCUACGGCACCAUGCAGACCAACCAGCAUCAUAACUACUACUCCACCCCCCAGGACUACUAUUCCACAUCUCAGAAUAAUUACAUCACUCCGCAGAACUAAGCCGGACAGCACGACUUGGCUUUCCAUUCCACUAGGGCAGGGAGGUCACGCCAGCCCUGCUCCGGGGGACGUCGCAGAAAUGAACUGUCUUGAGCCUUCUGAGUGAACACAAUCUCUCUGUUCCCAGUCUCCACACACCUCCCCAUCUCUGUCCCAGCCUGCCACCAUAGCCAUGGCGAUGCCCAGAGGUAGCUGCUGUUCAAAACAGACAAGCUGUAGAGAGGGGUGGAGUCACAGUUGGCUCAUCAGCUGCUGCUGCUUAAUCCCCCAGUGCUGUUUUUCAGCGUUACUAUUUCACUCGUGACUCUGUGAUCACCGAAGAUGUAACGUAUGCGUGGACCAACCACUCCUGAUUUUCUCCAAAGAGGCCAUCACCCCUCCCCACCCCCCACGUUCCCCCUGAGCCAGCCCCCCAAUAUGUUCCCUGGUUUCAGAACAGUUUUUCCAAAGGCCCUCUGCACAUACAGACUCCCCUCUGUGAGUCAGGAUGCCUUAUUUGCACUUAGAGGCCCAUAUUUCAUAUUUGGACGAAUGAGAUGAGGCCUGAAUGUAGUGAUUGAUCUCAGAUCUUUUGUGGGUAGGGGUAUUAUUAUUGUUAUUAUU